Molecule: messenger RNA, 2662 nt
Organism: Purpureocillium takamizusanense
Lineage: Eukaryota; Fungi; Ascomycota; Sordariomycetes; Hypocreales; Ophiocordycipitaceae
Exons: 2
Coding region: 181-2244 (687 amino acids)
Cellular component (GO): mitochondrion
Source: RefSeq, a predicted model, not a curated record
CGUCACCAAUUGCACGGACUUGGCCGAGCUAGAGAACGCCGUUUUGCUCCGUCUUGCCAAUGUCCCACGCAUGUGCUCGCAAGAGCUGCGAUAUCGCGCGUCUCCUCUCAGGCCCAGCUUGCCUUUAUCGAUCAUGAACACAGCUUUUCACGACGAGAAACCACUCGUUUUGCAGCCGCGAUGAGAGGCGGUUUUCUUUUGGGCCGGUUCUGCCUCCGUUCAACCUUGCGUCCGAAGGUCAAUUCGUCGCUCGUCCUUCAUCGCACCGCGUCGCGCGCGCAUAACUCCAAUCGUAUACCAUGGCGAGACUGUUCGACAAAAAGGGUCAUCCUCCAAGCCUCAGCGGGCGCCGCAGCCUUGGGGACCGCCGCCUUUGUCGAAUUGGCGCAGAAAGAUAAUAGUGGUACUGAACAAACCGGAGAGAAUCGUAUGCUCGCGGUUUCGCGCGCCGAAAUCAAGAAGCAGGUAUCUGAAGACGACCGCGGGUUUCGACGAGUUGUACACAAGGCCAUAUUACUCCUGGACCUCUACGUCUGGGAACCGAUAUGGACGGGUGUCCGAUUCCUGCAAUUGGUCAUCAUCUUUGUUCCGGUUAUAAUCUCCGUCCCAGCCAUAUGGGUGGGCAGAAGGCAGCGCGACCGCGACAACGAAAGGACUGGCACGCUAUGGUGGUAUGGCUUCCUGGUUAGGUCCAUGGAGUGGGCAGGGCCGGCGUUUAUCAAACUCGGCCAGUGGGCGGCAUCGAGGACAGACAUUUUCCCCAACGAAAUGUGCGACACGAUGUCGAAACUGCACUCCAAUGCACCGGCUCAUUCGAUGCGCAAGACCCGCGAGACGGUGGAAGCUGCAUUUGAUGGCCGAGGCUUCGACGAGAUCUUUGAGGAAUUCAACGAGAAACCUCUUGGCGUUGGCGCUAUGGCGCAGGUCUAUAAGGCGAAGCUGAGACCAGCUCUCGCGAUGCCGGCCGAUCAAGAUAUAUCCUCCAACGAGGCGGCAUUGUCGCAGAACGUCCGACGCAACGUAAAUACGGUGCUCAAAAGCUCACCGAAGCGUGUGCCAUCAUCAUACGUCGCUGUCAAGGUUCUACAUCCGAACGUCGAGCGUACGAUUCGCAGGGACCUCAGGAUCAUGGGUUUCUUCGCCACAGCCCUCAACGCCAUACCGACCAUUGAGUGGUUGUCGCUGCCAGAUGAAGUAGCGCAAUUCGGCGAGAUGAUGAAGUUGCAGCUCGAUUUGCGCAUCGAGGCUGCCAACUUGGAAAGGUUCCGCCAGAAUUUCAAGGAUCGGUCCACGGCAUGGUUUCCAUACCCCUAUACCGAGUUCACGACGCGUACCGUGUUGGUCGAGGAAUUCGCUCAGGGAAUACCUCUGGCAGAUUUCAUGGAGAAUGGGGGUGGUGUGUUCCAGCACGACAUUGGCGACGAGGGCCUGGACGCAUUUCUGCGCAUGCUGCUGCUCGACAACUUCGUCCACGCUGACUUACAUCCCGGCAACAUCAUGGUCCGCUUCUACCAGUCGGCACAGCCAGAGCUUCGCCUGCGAAUGUUAUACGGGGACAAGAACAGUCAUAGCGAGGACGCGGACGUCACCGAGAAAGUGCUCGAACGCCUCCGCCCCUUUCGCAGCCGCAAGAACAAGGCCGCAUGGGAUGCCGAGCUCGCCAAGAUUGAUGCCGAGGGAUACCGGCCGCAGCUGGUCUUUAUCGACACCGGCCUCGUAACGGAGCUCAACGCAACCAACCGUGAGAAUUUCCUCGCGCUCUUUCGCGCCGUUGCCGAGUUCGACGGAUACAAGGCCGGCCAUCUCAUGUGCGAGCGCUGCCGCCUACCCGAUGCUGUGCUAGACCAGGAGGUCUUUGGGCUGAAAAUGCAGCACCUUGUCCUGAGCGUAAAGAGCCGCACGCUGGCGCUCGGUAACGUCAAGAUCGGAGACAUUCUGCAGGAGGUGCUUGGCAUGGUCCGGACCCAUCAUGUCCGUCUCGAGGGCGACUUCGUCAACGUCGUCAUCAGCAUCCUGCUCCUCGAGGGCAUUGGCCGUAACCUUAACCCGGAUGCAGACUUGCUGAGCAGCUCACUGCCGAUUCUUCGGCAAUUGAGCGCCCAGAGCGGAGCAGAAAUGGCGAAGCAAGGCGACUUUUCCAUGAUUGCCGUGUGGGUUGGCUUGGAAGCCAGGAGAUUUCUCCAAGCCAGCAUCGAGGAUGUUGAGCGAUGUGUCAAGUACGAUCUCCUGUCGCCAAACAUAUAAUCAUUCGUAGCGAGCUAGUAGCAAUGAUGGCAUGCUGGCAGGUUUGUGGCUAUUUGGAAGAGAAUUGCCAGGCGGCACGCCGCGCCGGUUUACAUGUAGCAUAUUUCAAGGACACAACACGGGCAUCGGGUACGAUGAUAGAGUGAGGGCAAAGGAGCAUCACUUAUUGGCAUAAGACCAUCCCCUAUCGCUGGUUCUAAAAUUUUCUCCAUCGUAUGAAUUCCCGCCGCUUGUAUAGCUCCGCUGAGCCCUGAUAUGCAGGCGAGAAAAAAGGAGCUCGUAACGUCAUGUAGCACCCGCGAAGCCCAUCAGUGCGAUUUCCUGACUAUGGUCUGGCUUUGAGACGCCUGGUCCCCGCUAUCAGAGUAUGAGUACCAGCCGGGUAAGCAAACCCUGGACUAGCAUAGGUAAUCGAUGG